Phacochoerus africanus (Common warthog) is the source of this 5090-nucleotide messenger RNA. RefSeq names its product solute carrier family 8 member A3 (gene SLC8A3). Gene Ontology annotation, biological process: calcium ion import across plasma membrane; cell communication; sodium ion transmembrane transport. The transcript is spliced from 7 exons. The coding region runs from base 618 to 3383 and encodes 921 amino acids. Gene Ontology annotation, molecular function: calcium:sodium antiporter activity. The record is from RefSeq and is a predicted model, not a curated record. Lineage: Eukaryota; Metazoa; Chordata; Mammalia; Artiodactyla; Suidae. Gene Ontology annotation, cellular component: sarcolemma; postsynapse; axon.
GCGCGGCGAGGCCGAGACGUCUCCCGCGGUGACGGCGUGAGAGGCGGAGGGCCGGCGCGCUCCCAGCCCCGGGAAAGCCCCGGCGACGCGACUGCAAGCCGGGGUCCCUCGGAGCGGCCAGGGCGCGCCGGGCUGCUAGCCUUGUUGCCCCUCCCGGCAGGGAUCCCCCCCCCCCCACCGCCGCUGCCGGCGGCCGGGACUCCGGGCCUCUCCAGGGCUUAGUCCCGAGCCCGCGACCCCGGUCUGGGUUUCCCGGGGGGUCUUCAGAGGUGUUCUUCCUGAUCUUUGAAUCCAAGGACCCCUCCCCAGACCCCCUGCUCUGCCCCAGCCCUCACGCUCCGGAUGCGCUGCCCCGCAGCUCCCUGAAAGCUGCGAGCGCACGAGCCCGGCCGGCGGGCGGCGGCGGCGGACUGACAUGCCCCGGACGCCGCUGCGGCCGGCGGGCAGCCCGCGGGGGCGAUGAACCGCUGCGGCCGGUGAGGAGCCCGGCGGCGGGGGCAUCGCGCAUCUUCCUCACCCCCUCAUUUGCCCACCGCGCUCGAGACUGAGGAAACGGUCUCUGGCCUGUCAGGAGGACCAUUGGUGCUGCAGUAGAAGCCAGCGGCUAAGUCUCGUGUAUGGCGUGGUUAAGGUUGCAGCCUCUCACCUCUGCCUUCCUCCAUUUUGGGCUGAUUACUUUUGUGCUCUUCCUGAAUGGUCUUCGGGCAGAGGCUGGCGGCUCAGGAGAUGUGCCCAGCCCAGGGCAGAACAAUGAGUCUUGUUCAGGGUCAUCGGACUGCAAGGAGGGUGUCAUCCUGCCAAUUUGGUACCCAGAGAACCCUUCCCUCGGAGACAAGAUUGCCAGGGUCAUUGUCUAUUUUGUGGCCCUGAUAUACAUGUUCCUUGGGGUAUCCAUCAUUGCUGAUCGCUUCAUGGCAUCUAUUGAAGUCAUCACUUCUCAAGAGAGAGAGGUGACUAUCAAAAAGCCCAAUGGAGAGACCAGUACAACCACCAUUAGGGUCUGGAAUGAAACUGUCUCCAACCUGACACUUAUGGCCCUUGGUUCCUCUGCUCCUGAGAUCCUCCUCUCUUUAAUUGAGGUGUGUGGUCACGGGUUCAUUGCUGGUGAUCUGGGACCUUCUACCAUUGUAGGCAGCGCAGCCUUCAACAUGUUCAUUAUCAUUGGCAUCUGUGUCUAUGUGAUCCCCGAUGGAGAGACUCGCAAGAUCAAGCACCUACGAGUCUUCUUUGUCACAGCUGCGUGGAGCAUCUUUGCCUACAUCUGGCUCUAUAUGAUCCUGGCAGUCUUUUCUCCUGGUGUGGUCCAGGUUUGGGAAGGCCUCCUCACUCUCUUCUUCUUUCCAGUGUGUGUCCUUCUUGCCUGGGUGGCAGACAGACGACUGCUCUUCUAUAAAUACAUGCACAAAAAGUACCGUGCAGAUAAACACCGAGGAAUCAUCAUAGAGACAGAGGGUGACCACCCCAAGGGCAUCGAGAUGGAUGGGAAAAUGAUGAAUUCCCACUUUCUAGAUGGGCACCUGGUGCCCGUGGAAGGGAAGGAAGUGGAUGAGUCCCGCAGAGAGAUGAUCCGGAUUCUCAAGGAUCUGAAGCAGAAACACCCAGAGAAGGAUUUAGAUCAGCUGGUGGAGAUGGCCAAUUACUAUGCUCUCUCCCAUCAACAGAAGAGCCGCGCCUUCUACCGGAUCCAAGCCACUCGUAUGAUGACUGGCGCAGGCAAUAUCCUGAAGAAACACGCAGCAGAACAAGCCAAAAAAGCCUCGAGCAUGAGCGAGGUGCACACUGAUGAGCCUGAGGACUUUGUCUCCAAGGUCUUCUUUGACCCGUGCUCUUACCAGUGCCUGGAGAACUGUGGGGCUGUGCUCCUGACAGUGGUGAGGAAAGGGGGUGACACGUCCAAGACUGUGUAUGUGGACUACAAAACAGAGGAUGGUUCUGCCAAUGCAGGGGCUGACUAUGAGUUCACGGAGGGCACUGUGGUCCUGAAGCCGGGAGAGACCCAGAAGGAGUUCUCUGUGGGCAUCAUCGACGAUGACAUUUUUGAGGAGGAUGAACACUUCUUUGUGAGGCUGAGCAACGUGCGCAUAGAGGAGGAGCCGCCAGAGGAGGGCACAUCUCCCAUGGUACCCAAUAGUCUUCCCUUUCCUCGGGCCGUCCUGGCAUCCCCUUGUGUGGCCACAGUCACCAUCUUGGAUGAUGACCACGCAGGCAUUUUCACUUUUGAAUGUGACACUGUUCAUGUCAGUGAAAGUAUUGGUGUCAUGGAGGUCAAGGUUCUGCGGACAUCAGGUGCCCGGGGCACAGUCAUCGUCCCCUUUAGGACAGUAGAAGGGACAGCCAAGGGUGGUGGUGAGGAUUUUGAAGACACAUUUGGGGAGCUGGAGUUCAAGAAUGAUGAAACUGUGAAAACCAUAAGGGUUAAAAUAGUAGAUGAGGAGGAAUACGAAAGGCAAGAAAAUUUCUUCAUUGUCCUUGGUGAACCGAAAUGGAUGGAACGUGGAAUAUCAGAGGUGACAGACAGGAAGCUGACUGUGGAGGAAGAGGAAGCCAAGAGGAUAGCAGAAAUGGGAAAGCCAAUAUUGGGGGAACACCCCAAACUAGAGGUCAUCAUUGAAGAGUCCUAUGAGUUCAAGAGUACAGUGGACAAGCUGAUCAGGAAGACAAACCUGGCCUUGGUUGUAGGGACCCAUUCCUGGAGGGACCAGUUCAUGGAGGCCAUCACUGUCAGUGCAGCAGGAGACGAGGAUGAAGAUGAGUCAGGCGAGGAGAGGCUGCCCUCCUGCUUUGACUACGUCAUGCACUUCCUGACAGUCUUCUGGAAGGUGCUGUUCGCCUGCGUGCCCCCCACAGAGUACUGCCAUGGCUGGGCCUGCUUCGUUGUCUCCAUCCUCAUCAUUGGCAUGCUCACCGCCAUCAUCGGGGACCUGGCCUCCCACUUCGGCUGCACCAUUGGCCUCAAGGACUCCGUCACGGCUGUUGUUUUUGUGGCGUUUGGCACCUCUGUGCCAGAUACAUUUGCCAGCAAAGCAGCCGCCAUCCAGGACGUGUACGCAGACGCCUCCAUUGGCAACGUCACGGGCAGCAACGCCGUCAACGUCUUCCUGGGCAUCGGCCUGGCCUGGUCUGUGGCCGCCAUCUACUGGGCCCUGCAGGGACAGGAGUUCCAUGUGUCAGCUGGCACCCUGGCCUUCUCAGUCACCCUCUUCACCAUCUUUGCGUUCGUGUGCAUCAGCGUGCUCUUGUACCGCCGGCGGCCCCACCUGGGCGGGGAGCUGGGCGGCCCUCGUGGCUGCAAGCUGGCCACGACUUGGCUCUUUGGGAGCCUGUGGCUUCUCUACAUACUCUUUGCCACGCUGGAGGCCUACUGCUACAUCAAGGGGUUCUGAGCCCCCAGAUGAGGCCUCCAGCCGGGCAGGCCUCGAACUUCUCCUAGGAGAAGGGCGCUUCCCCACCCGAGACCUCUCCAGGAUGAGCAGCCCUGGAGAGGCAGCAUCAGGACCCGAGCCCCAGGAACUUCACCCGACUAGGCCCUGGCAGUGAACUGAAAGGGCAGAGUCUUAAUCAGCCCAACAGAACGGAGGCAACACCCACUUUACCAAGUAUUUAAUUCAAUACAAAGCAACCACAGCAGCAGUCCACCUCCACCCCCUCUCCCACCCAUGACCCUGACCCAUAGCCGAGGUCAGGCCCUUUUGCCGUCUUCUAUUCUACCUUCUGAUUGUUCCUGGGGGGCAGGGUUUCUCCUGUCUGUCCAAUUCGAGACCUCACCGUUCUCACUCCGCUGGUGAGGCGUGAAAAUGAGUCCUAUCCAUGUGGCUGGCUUCGGGUUCUCUUUGCCUUGUCGUCAUUAUCUCGGUUGCUUUCAUUUCCCCAUCAGGUUUUUUCCCAGCGUUUGUUUGUUCGUUCGUCUCGUAUUUGUCUCUCUGAGGUUGGUGACAAAGGUGCUGUAAAGGAACCCAAGGUCUGAGCCGACGGGCAGAGCAUGAACUUUCAACCACACACCUCCCACUUCCACUGGGUGACAGCUGUCUCCUGCUCCAUGGACGUCCCUUCCCCCCGCCUUUGAGUCUCUGCAUUCUUGAGUGAAGCGAUGGCAUUAGGGUGGCAGUAAGUUUGCACACCCACCGUGGGGGCGCUAAAGAACGGGGGGCUGUGGCUGGAGCAGGAACAACUUUGUACCAAGCUUCUGUCGACAUCCGGUUUCAAGCAAGACAUUUUUCUCUUCCCUGCCCAAGCUUUUCAAACUCUCAUCGUGUCCAUGUCUAUAUGUUCAUCCCUUUGCAGGAAGACCCACCACGGGAGAGACAGGGACAACAUAGGAAUGGAAUGUGAUGACGAUGCAGAGCAGCAAGGGAAACAGAAAGGAAAUACGACUCCUAAAGCAUCUUUGGCUUCAUAUCUGAGGCAGGAGAGAAGCAGUGUCCACCGAGUGAGCUCUUUAAGGCGAAAGAUUAUCUUUCACGUCAGUGCUUCUGAGACACAGCCCUCUCACUUCCUAAAGCACCAGACUCAGAGCACGGAUCUGUGUUUCUUGACUGAAUGCAAAAACCUAGAGGUUUAUAAGAAAAUGAGGGGCUCCUUUCAUCUUUCCUGGUCUCUCGGGCCAUGUUUAAAAGCAUCUUCCCAAGACGGGAACUGGACCUCAGCUCUCCCACAUUCCUGCUUGUUUUUAAACCUCGUGAGGCUCUUUUUCCAGCCUAUGGGUUAUUUCUUGCCUUGGUAGGAGGGAUCUUAGUUGCCGUAAUCCCAUGGAGCCUGGGUUUAUAGAAAGAGAGAUGGCUGUGCCCUAGAAAUUUUCCCAACAAAAUUUUGAAAGGCUUUAAAACACACACACACACACACACAUAACCACACAUAUGAAGUCACACAAAACUGCCCACAGAUCUUUAGGCUUUCUGCAUUGACAUAAAUACAUUUUUUAAGGGAAAGAAAAAAUUAAAAAAAAAACACCUGUUUAAUUUUAAACACAUUUUUAAGAAAAAAAUACGAAAAAAGAAACAGUGCUCAUGUUGUAAGCGAUGUUGACCGUUGCCAGUGGAAAUGCUGAGUUGGUUUUAAAAAAAAAAUAAAAGCUAUACUUAUAUCUCUCUAAA